GUGGGAGAUAUAGUGAUAAGUGAUAAGUGAUAAGUGAUAAGUGCAAAAGAGUUUAAUGUUCAGCCACGUGGUGUCAUUCACUCCUCAUUAGUUGGAUAGUAAACGUCUAUUGUAUUGAAUAAAUAUUAUUUUACAUAAUAAUUUAUAAUUGUAAGUGAAAUUUAUUAUUUAUUAAAAUAAAAAUGGCUAAUAUUCGUGUCAAUUCGCCGAAUGUCAAGUAUACUGAAGAAUUCAUUGAAGCUAAAUAUGAAUACCAGACAACUAAAAUUGAAUCUGCUGAUGAGUCGGGUAUUGUUGUAUCACCCGAGUCGCAUAAGCUACUGAUACGCACCCAAGCUAAAUUGCCAAAAACAGGAGUAAUGCUGGUAGGAUGGGGUGGUAACAACGGGACCACUUUUACCGCAGCUGUUCUAGCUAACAAGUUGAAACUGCAGUGGGAAACAAUCCGUGGAGUCCAGACUGCCAACUGGUAUGGCUCAAUCACCCAAGCGUCGACUGUGCUACUCGGCGUGGUGGGUAACGAGGAAGUAUACGCACCCAUGAACGCCUUGUUGCCGAUGAUCAACCCAGAUGACAUCGAAAUCGAUGGCUGGGACAUAUCAGGCAUGAACAUUGGAGAUGCAAUGCACCGGGCUCAGGUUAUAGACAUCAACUUGCAGAAGCAGUUGAAACCUCAUCUGGAUAAAUUCGUACCGAGGAAAAGUGUCUACUACCCUGACUUCAUUGCUGCCAAUCAGAAAGAACGUGCCGACAACCUAAUGACUGGUUCAAAAUCCGAGCAAUUGGAUAAAAUCCGUGCGGAUAUAAGAGAUUUCAAGUCCUCAAAGAACUUGGACAAAGUGAUAGUCCUCUGGACAGCAAAUACCGAAAGAUUCUCAGAGAUCCUACCCGGCGUUAAUGACACCGCGGACAAUCUUCUGAAGUCAAUUACCGAAAAUCAUUCCGAAGUAAGUCCCAGUACUUUGUUCGCCGUAGCUGCUGCCUUCGAAGGAUGUACUUAUAUAAACGGAUCCCCACAAAAUACCUUCGUGCCCGGUAUGAUCGAACUAGCAGAGCGUAAGAAUGUUUUCAUCGCUGGUGAUGAUUUUAAAUCCGGCCAGACUAAAUUAAAAUCAGUAUUGGUAGACUUCUUGGUGACUGCUGGAAUAAAACCAGUGUCUGUUGUCAGUUACAACCACCUUGGCAACAACGACGGCUACAAUUUGUCAGCACCUCAGCAGUUCAGGUCCAAGGAAAUAUCAAAAAGCAAUGUAGUUGAUGACAUGGUAUCAUCUAACAGAAUUUUGUACAAACCUGGAGAGAAGCCUGAUCACUGCGUGGUGAUUAAAUACGUACCGUAUGUUGGCGACAGCAAGCGAGCGAUGGAUGAAUACACUUCUGAGUUGAUGCUGGGUGGUCAUAACACCAUCGCUGUUCACAACACGUGCGAAGAUUCGCUUCUAGCGACACCGAUUAUUUUAGAUUUGAUCAUUUUGGCCGAGUUAUGCGCUAGAAUUUCAAUUAAAAGUGUUAGUGAUUACACUGACGCUAGCAAUGAUGGUUUCAUCAAUUUCCGCAGCGUACUGUCGCUACUGUCGUACUUGUGUAAAGCGCCUUUAGUUCCUGCUGGCGCUCCACUGGUUAAUGCGCUGUUCAGGCAACGCGCGGCUAUCGAAAAUGUUUUAAGGGCUUGUUUGAGUCUACCUCCCAACAAUAACAUGAUGCUUGAACAUCGUUUUCAGUUUUAAAUUCACAUUUUUUGAGAAUCAAUAGAGAACUUGCAUUAAUUUCAUAUCACUAAAAUUUAUUAUUAAAUUAUAGAAAAAUUUAUUCAGAGAAUCUUUUAUAAUAAUAAAGUUAC
Molecule: messenger RNA, 1840 nt
Organism: Cotesia glomerata
Lineage: Eukaryota; Metazoa; Arthropoda; Insecta; Hymenoptera; Braconidae
Gene: Inos
Product: inositol-3-phosphate synthase 1-B
Exons: 3
Coding region: 183-1727 (514 amino acids)
Biological process (GO): phospholipid biosynthetic process; inositol biosynthetic process
Cellular component (GO): cytoplasm
Molecular function (GO): inositol-3-phosphate synthase activity
Source: RefSeq, a predicted model, not a curated record